Paramecium sonneborni is the source of this 1290-nucleotide messenger RNA. The record is from the annotation of a GenBank genome assembly. NCBI's taxonomy places the organism in Eukaryota, Ciliophora, Oligohymenophorea, Peniculida, Parameciidae.
AUGUCAUUAGAAUAAGGAAGAAAAAUAUCUUCAAAACCUUAAAUGGAGACUACAACAGUAGAUUUAAAAUAAUCAAUCACUAAAGAAGACAAAUACCUUUGUAUGCAAUGUUUAAUCGAAAAGAUUGACAUUUAAAAUAUAGUUUUAGUGGAUGAAACUAAAGUAAUGAUUCAGGAGAUGAAGUAGGAAUAAUAUUCACUCAAAAUUAAAUAAACAUAGAAAAGAAUCGAAACAUUUAUAUUAAUCCAAAGUUAGAUUAAAGAAUUCAAAGUCUAAGUAGAAAAUGUAAUUGAAAAAAUAUUAAUUAAUAUUAAUGAAAAAAUAUAGUUGUUAGAAAAGAAUUUGGCCGAAUAUGAGUCUCUUAAAAUUAUAAAAGAGGUUUAAAAUAAAUGUUUCCUAUAGAAUUUGAUAAUAUUGAAGAUGAUAAUCAAAUCUAUAAUUCUAUAUAAUAAAUGUUUUAAUCAUUUACAAAUAAUCAGCUAUACAAUUAAGUUAUUGAUAUAUUAUAACAAAAUUAAAAAUUUUUAAAGCCAAAAGAAACUAAAGAAACAAGUAUUUUUAAAGUAAAAGAAUUAGAUAAAUCAGUAAUUAUUAUAUAAAUAUUUAGAAAACACCAUCACUCAAUAUCAAAUGUCCUAAACAUGGAAAGGAGAUAAUAAUGCUGAAUUUUAAAGUAAAUGAAACUUAAACUUCUAGAUUAGCAUUUGUUGAUUGUAUUCACUAUAACAAGCCUAUUAAAUAUACUUCAUUAUAAGAUGCUGGUAUUAUAUGGGAUGAGUUUAAAAGUAGCGCUUAGGAUAGAAUUAAAACAUUUUAAAAUUAAAGAUUAGUGAAAUAAGAAGGAUUAUUUAAAAUCUUAAAGAAAUGAGAGAAUAAUAUACAUCAAUCUUAAACCAAUUGAUUUUAAAAUUAAAUAAUGAAUAAUCAUCAAUCCAAUUAAUAUAAUAAAAUUAAUAAAAUCAAAAAGAUAUUUAUGAAUUCAAUUAAAAAUAAAUAGAAGAACUUACUUUGAUUUUAAGUAACUAAGAUAAAUUUAAGGUAUUAUAAGAUUAACUUAUUAAAAUUGAAAAAGAAAAUUUAAUUCAAUUUAAUUUAAUGUUUAAUAAUCUUUUUAGUUUAUUAGAAUAAGAAUUAUAAAAAAGAAAAGAUGAUAUUAUAAGGAAGAUCUAAAAGUUUGAUGCUACUUUAAAUAACUUUACAGAAAUACGAGAAGAUUUUAAUAAUUGUAAACUACUCUCUUUUCUAUAUUUUUAGAGAUUUCUUAAAUUGCUAAUCUAACUUAACUAUUGA